Molecule: messenger RNA, 1634 nt
Organism: Conger conger (European conger)
Lineage: Eukaryota; Metazoa; Chordata; Actinopteri; Anguilliformes; Congridae
Product: vesicle-associated membrane protein-associated protein A-like
Exons: 7
Coding region: 193-918 (241 amino acids)
Biological process (GO): neuron projection development
Cellular component (GO): endoplasmic reticulum membrane; plasma membrane
Molecular function (GO): FFAT motif binding
Source: RefSeq, a predicted model, not a curated record
GGGGAAACAUCUUUCACAUUUUCCCGAGUCGUCUCGGAUGCUUCAUGCAACAUGAAUGAAACUGACUGACUUCGUAUUCACAACCCACACCCGCCAGUAAGCCAGCCAGAAGAGGAUGAGCUCCACCUGUUCAGUCUGGUUCCUUCCAAGCGCUCCUUGGCACUUCAGUCACCAACACUUUCUCAAGCAAACAUGUCCAAAUUGGAGCAGAUCCUCAUUCUUGAUCCACCAAGCGACCUCAAAUUUAAAGGCCCAUUCACAGACGUCGUCACCACAAACCUGAAGCUGACCAACCCCUCGGAAAGACCGGUAUGUUUCAAAGUGAAGACAACGGCCCCGCGCCGGUACUGCGUACGCCCCAACAGCGGCCUGAUCGACCCAGAAGCCACUGUCACCAUUUCUGUAAUGUUACAGCCAUUCGACUAUGAUCCCAAUGAGAAAAGCAAACACAAAUUUAUGGUACAGUCCCUUUUCGCACCCCCUAAUGUUUCAGACAUGGAGCCAGUGUGGAGAGAUGCUAAACCUGAAGACCUCAUGGAUUCCAAGCUGCGAUGCGUCUUUGAGCUGCCCGCCGAAAACGAUAAACUGAGCGACGCGCCGGCCGAGUCCAGCAAAGCCGCCCCCGCUCUGAGCGCGGCCACGCCCAAACCCGCCGGCCCGUCUGCGGACGACGGCGAGAUGCAGAAGGUGAUGGAGGAGUGCAAGAGGCUCCAGGCCCAGGCCAGCAGGCUGACGGACGAGAACCGGCAGCUCAAGGACGACGGUUUAAGGCUGAGGAGGGCCCAGCGGUCGGACAACGUGGUGUCGAACACGGGCAUCUCGAUGGGCACAGGAAAUGGCUCCACGUCCCUCCCUUCCCUGCUGGUCGUCAUCGCCGCCAUUUUCAUCGGAUUCUUCCUGGGGAAGUUCAUCUUGUAGGGGGAGACGCACAGCGACCCCGCUCGCUGUUUCCAGGCCUGAGGAAGUCGAGUGUUUUUCGUUGCCCUGCCACAUCAGUGGUAGAGCGGCCCACUGUCAACACGUCCGUGCACAGAGUCCACUGCAUUGCCUUUAUGAUCAAUCUCUCACAUGGUUAGCACACACAGACAAGAAGGAAAAACACGGUCUUUUGCUUUCUGCUCUUGGGGGUGGGAUGGGUUCUGGGGGAACCGCGCCCCGGCCAGUCCUGGUACUGUGUAGAGACCGCGAUGGAAAUGCGUUAAUAAAAGAAUUGUUCUCUUUUUCUCUGUCGUUUUAAUAGGAGUGGAAUGGAAUGUCAAGUGUCUUGUACAUUUUAUUUGAAUCCUUUUACGAAAAAGGAAAAACUGCCAAUGGAAACAAAAAAGGUUUUGCUAACGGUCACUGGAUUGCCUCUCUGAAAUGGUAUGUUCGUCUAAAUUUUAAUUGUGUGGGGAAUUUGCGUUCAGCCAAGGAAAUAGGUGCCUCUUUCUCUUUCCCUAUUUUACUGACACCAGUAGAGACAUUAUAUUAUUAUUAUAUUAUUGCUAAUACUAUAACUUUUUACUUUUUUUCCUUCCACAAGUUUAUGUAUCCCUCAUGAGGCAAAUGUUGACUGAAAAUAAGGUCUCCAUUCUCGCAGUCCUGUUCCAUGGUAUUUCACAUUGAAGAAAUAAAGAGAGAAAAUGCAUCUUUAA